AUGCCUUUCAUCCUGUUAUUCAACGGGCUGUCGACUCCGACCAACCGCACGUUCCUAGACUCUCUCCUCUCGGACGUCAACGUGUGGAUCAAAGCCAUCCAAGUGGUGACCAAGGUCACGAGCGACGUUUCAUCUGGCACGGCAUCGCAAGAGGUCAACUUCUAG
Laccaria bicolor S238N-H82 is the source of this 165-nucleotide messenger RNA. RefSeq lists its product as uncharacterized. The transcript is spliced from 2 exons. Bases 1 to 165 code for a protein of 54 amino acids. The record is from RefSeq and is a predicted model, not a curated record. NCBI's taxonomy places the organism in Eukaryota, Fungi, Basidiomycota, Agaricomycetes, Agaricales, Hydnangiaceae.